Molecule: messenger RNA, 546 nt
Organism: Phytophthora sojae
Lineage: Eukaryota; Oomycota; Peronosporomycetes; Peronosporales; Peronosporaceae
Exons: 2
Source: RefSeq, a predicted model, not a curated record
AAGGAACUCCGAUCUGUGUGCAAGCUAUUCGGCGCGAAGGUUCGCUCGAAGAACGGCAGCACGGACAACAAGAUGGGCUACGUGACUAUUUUGGUGCAGUUAGCACGCUCGCGCCGUGAGAGCGAGGAGGCCACGCGCGACCAGCGCAGCAAGUUGCUGCAAGGGUCCGAAGGGCAACUGUCCACGUCACUCGCAAGUACGCGCAAGAUCAGGCACUGCAGCUUUCGGCUGCUGAAUGUCCUCUUCAGCGAGAGGCUCUGUGACAGACUCGGCCAAAUGGACGACCGGUUUUCCGGUAUUGACCCUGGGCACAUGGUCCCCCACGACGGCCCAAAGCUCAAUCAAAUAUGGAAGGACACGUCGGCCAAGUAUUCUGCAGCCCAUGCGCGGGCUACCCAAUCGGGUUUGCAUGAGUCUGAGUUUUAUGACUUUUGUAUGGGACAGCUGGACGCGCUUUACGUGAGUGCGUGGUUGCAGGUGAGGCCGCAGGCUUUCAGCGCUGCUGUGGGCAGCAUGCCCAAGUACUGUCAGGUGGACACGCUGGAG